This is a messenger RNA of Dictyostelium discoideum AX4, 2538 nucleotides long. It is a transcript of the gene ripA, whose product is annotated as ras interacting protein. The record is from RefSeq and is a predicted model, not a curated record. NCBI's taxonomy places the organism in Eukaryota, Evosea, Eumycetozoa, Dictyosteliales, Dictyosteliaceae. The coding region runs from base 1 to 2538 and encodes 845 amino acids. The transcript has 3 exons.
AUGUCAGUUUAUUGUGAAUUAGUUGAUGUUGUACAACAAAUAAGAUAUAAAACUCAAAUUUUCUACGAGACAUUCAAAAGAGAUAGUAUAGCAGAACAAAUAUAUAAUUUUUCAAAUGAAAGUACAUCAGAAAUUGAUCCAGACAUACCAUUUAGUAAGAGUUUAGAUAAAGAUUAUUCUUUGUUAUAUAGACCAGUUUCAACAUCAAAUAAUAAUGCAACUUCUGGUAAUUCAACACCACCAAAUAAUGCAAUAUCACCAAAUCAACAACAACAACAACAACAACAAGCACAACAACAACAACAACAACAACAACAACAACAACAACAACAACAACAUCAACAACAACAACAACAACAACAACAACAACAACAACAACAACAACAACAACAACAACAACAACAAGCACAACAACAACAACAACAAGCACAACAACAAGCUCAAGUACAAGCACAACAACAACAACAAAAACCAACAACUGCAACAACAGCAUCAACAGUAACAACAACACCACAACAACAACCAUCACCUAAUAAUACUACUAGUAGUUGUACAAGUAGUAGUAGUGGAAGUAGUAGUGGUACAACAAACACAACAAGUAAUACAACAACUAGUACAAACACAUCAACUGUAACAUCUGCAACAAACUCAUCAACUAUUUCAUCACUUACAUCAACAAAUGCUUCAACCUCAUCUGCUUAUUCUACUGAUCAACAAAAACCAAAUCAACCACCACAACAACCACAAAAUAUAUCACAACCACAAAAUAUAUCACAACAACAAAACACUAAUAAUGUACAACAAAAUAAUCAACAACAACAACAACAACAACAACAACAACAACAACAACAAACAUCAACUUCACCAAAAAAAUGUAAAAUAGUAACUUUUACCGGUACAUCUGUAAAAUUAAAUAGCAAAACACUUCAAAAAUCCGAUAAAACUAGUGAAAAAGAAAAUAAACAACAACAACCAGAUAGUAGUAAAACUCAACAACAACAACAAGCUCAACAACAACAAUCUCAACAGCAACAACAAGCUCAACAACAACAACAACAACAACAACAACAACAACAACAACAACAACAACAACAACAACAACAACAACAACAACAACAACAACAACAACAACAACCAGUAUUUAUAUUUGUAAAAGAAAAAGUUAAUAAAGUUAAUCAUGAUUUACCAAUAACACCACCACCAUCAUUAUUAACCAGAUUGGUUAAACCAAAUAGUGAAGAGGCAGAGUAUGGUGACAUAGUUCCGCCACCUGGUAUGGGUUUAACAUUAUCAAUUCAUACUGGAAAUACAGGUGCUGGUCAAUUAAAAGUUAGAGUCAUUGAAAAGGCUACCAUUAUUCAAACCAUUUUUGCAACACUUAAACUUCAUCAUAAUAAUGGUGGUACUGGUUUAAUUCCAGAUCCAAAAGCAUACAACCUUAGAAUUGCCGAUUCCAAUGGUAGGAUCGAUCAAGAUUUCCCUCCAUUGGAUCCAAAUCAAUAUAUAACUAAAUUUAAGGAUGAAGUAUUGGUACUUUGUCCAAAUCCAAAAUUCGAUCUAAAGAAAUCCUCUUCAUCACUUUCAAUAAGUGGUGGUGUACCACAACAAAAUAAUAAUAACAGUGUAAAUAGUAAUAGUAGUAAUAAUAGUAAUAGUAGUAAUAAUAAUAUGAAAUCAUCUGGUUUCCAACCACAACAAUCACAACAACAACAACAACAAACUCAACAAACUCAACAAACUCAACAACAAGCUCAACAAGCUCCACAACAACAACAAUCACAGCAACAACAACAACAACAACAACAACAUCCUCAACAAAUUCAACAACAAUUAAGUUCAAAUCAAUUACAACCUGAUCAAGUUGGUGGAGGAGGUGGUGGGGGUGGAGGUAAUUUCCAUAGAACUCACCAUAGAAAUGUUAGUUCAGGUCCUGAUGCUCCAUUAGUAGUGAAAAUUACAUUACCUGAUAGUAGUAUAACAAAAGUUGUUUUCCAAAAAACAAUGUUAUUAAAGGACCUAUUGGAAUCAACUUGUAAAAAGAGAAAACUUUUGAUUUCCGAUCAUUAUUUCACACUAGAGAAUGGUCAAACUUGUAAUGGUACUUUACCAAUGGAGAAAUUAGGUGGUGCCGAUUUAAUUCUAGUUUCAAGACGUCCCAUUGAACAAAUGACUGCAUUAUCACCAACUGAUACCGAUUCAACUGGUUCUUCAUCAGAUCUUCAACAAGAUAUCUUUUGGUAUGAUGCUUUAGCUUGGCAAUAUAAAACUUAUGAGGUAACUAAAACGAAAAAAUAUGGUCCAAAACAAGAUAGAAUCAUUGGUAUCGAUAGGGAAAGAGUAACAAAUAUGUCUCCAAAAGAUACUGAAACUAAAAGACCUGCAAGAUUAAUUAAAGAUAUUUCAAAAGUUGCUUUAUUAGAAAAACCAAAAUACUUUACUAUUGAAUAUAAUGAUGGAAAAUCUUAUAUUUAUGAAGCUAAAACCACUUCACUCGCAAAUGAAAUUGUUGGCAAAAUAUCAUAUAUUUUAGGAAAAUAG